AGAUCGAAUUUGGUUAAGAUUUGACUCGAUACGAUAUAAAUUGGACUCUGCGUGGCCUUAUUGUGGAUCAUUGUGAAUCAUUGCGGAUCAUUUUAAAUCAUUGUGGAUCAUUGUGGAUCAUUGUCAACGUUCAUCGUUUUCACCAACGAAAACGGAGAGAAAUGAAUACUGAGAUGGUGUGAACAUAGCCGUAGAAUAGCUUCAUGAAUUUGGCUAUUGACAAAUGCCCAAUCUGUUGUAGCGUUCAUAAAGUGAGGCAAUAGCUAAACAGAUAACUGUUAGGUCUGCUCUCUUCUCUCCUAGCUAAGACUUAUGAAUUGUUUGACUGGUAAAAUUAAAUAAUAAAAUUGAUUGGCGGUUGUUAGCGUUAUGCACCCAAGUUUUUCUAAACUGUCUAACUUUGUUUGUCAAUAGGAGACCUUAUGAUUUCUUAAAGAAGCUGUCAACUGUAAACAAUUUUUCAUUUUUUUAAUGAUUUCUUUGACUUCUUUUUUCAAAAUAGUCGGUGGCCACUUGCCACUGUGUUGAUAAGGAACUGCGUAGGAGGCCGUGUUUAAUUCAAAAGAUGGCGGGUAGUGGAGGAAGAGGUACUGGACAAAAACAUUCAUAGUAGAUGAUUCCUUAAUAAAACAGUAUUCAUUUGGAGAUGUUGUUGGUCCAUUAAGUUCGAGACGAUCCAAGAAAAGAUUACUUUCAGCACUUGGAAAUUGCUGAUUCAUCUCUAAAAUUCAAACUUUCGUCCAAAGAGUGCGUACCUGUAUCUAAAGCCUAACGUGGUCAUAGAAAUGGGAGUCAAACACUUAUGGAGCAUUAUACAGCCAGCUUGUAAGAAAGAGCCAUUUGAAUCAAUGCGUGGCAAAGUCUUGUGUGUCGACUUAAGUACAUGGAUAUGCCAAGCAGAAGAGACGCUGCCGUUGAAACAUGCAGUCCACAAGCCCUAUUUGAGAAACACAAUUUUUAGAGUAAUCUGUUUGAAACGACUAGGAACUCGUUUAAUUUUUGUUACUGAAGGAAAGCCCCCGGAGAUCAAGUGGAAUGCUAUAUUGGAAAGAGCGGCAGCAAGAGCUGAGCUUGAAAGAGGUGCCGGCAAUUUUGCAGCGAAAUCAUACGGAAAGGGGAAAACGAAGGGACGGCAGGCUUCAGGUGAAACAGCCAGUGGUAAACAAGUUAUGCCUCCAAAAAAGAUUGGCAGAUCGGUUUUUCAAAGGAAAAUUAAUGAGUGUGCUCAGCUGCUUAGGUUCCUGGGAAUCCCUGUUGUUCAGAGUGAAGGAGAAGCUGAAGCCUGUUGUGCAUUCUUAGACAACAAUCAGUUGGCUGAUGGUUGCAUAACACAAGAUGGUGACACAUUCUUAUAUGGUGGCAAAGUUGUUUAUAGAAACCUUGGCAUUACUAAUAAGGAGCCCUUUGUAUACAAAUAUUCAACCAGUGAUGUGAAAAGAAAUCUCGGAAUUGAUAGGGAGCAAAUGGUGGCAUUAGCCCUUCUGCUUGGCUGUGAUUAUUGCGAUGGUGUACCAGGAGUUGGCUCAAAGACUGCUCUGAAACUUUUGGAUGAUUUGCGUUAUACUAAUAUCAUUGAAAGGUUUCAGAUGUGGAAGAAAGACAAAAUUGUACCAGAUUCGGCAUCAAAUAUUGAGAAACAAGUUUUUCGCAAGGCGAUGAAAGUCGCAAAUUUUCCGAACGAGGAGGUCAUCAAAGAGUUUCUAAAUCCAAGAGACAAUUUCGAGGAAGUCAAAAGUCAGAUCAAAUGGGAGUAUCCAGAUUUGGUUAACGUUCAGAGAUUUUGCGCAAAACACAUGGAAUGGCCAGAAGAGUAUACUUUAUCGAAGGUUCUCGGAGUAGCAACAAAUGAGCAUCUAAGCCGCAUAUCAAGAGGUAUUCCGUUGCAAUGCCCCUUCUCCGCGAAUCGACUUGUCAAGCCAAGAACAAAACACGGUGUUCCCUUGUUCGAAGUUGAAUGGACUGUCACUUCUGCAAGUGAGCUUGCUGACCUUUGGAAAGGCUAUCCUAAUGAAUUUUCAACCCUUGAGUCGCAACAGGAAAUUCUUCUCUGUCUUCCUGAUUUGGUUAAUGAAUUUGAAAAAUUAAAGCUGGAGAAAAAGAGCAAAGGGAAAAAAACUGGUAAAAAGAAUCAGAAGUCCAAACCGAAAGAUGGUAGCGACGAAGAGUCAACCACUUCUGCAGCGAAAUCGAUCAAAAAUGCUGAAUCUACGGGAGAAACAUGUCUAAAUAGCGUUCGGCCUGAAUUUGUAGACGGGUGCAACAUUAGUCCUACAAAUUGUUCAUACAGUGUCGUUUCCGAUGACGCUCAAGCCACAAAACAAGACAUAACUGAAAUACGUUCGAAUAAUUUCUUGAAGAAAAAGAUGGAGAGUAUGGUUGAAGCUUCCCCUGAAAUUAUGACUGGAGAUAUCAAGAUCGAAGAUUUGAUGGGAUCUUUUUCAUUGAUGGAGCUGAGUUCUAUUACUCUUGAUGGUGUUGACAGUAACGAGCAAGGCAAAUUGUCGAUGGAUCAGGAUAGAUUUGAUGCCCAAGAAACACUGACUCCAGAUUAUAGGCAGCCAGAAAUACUACCUCUCCGCGAAAGAUUACAGCGAAGAGCGAUGGCUAAUAUAGACAACCGAUUAAGCAGUCAUAAAUGCAAUGGUGAUUUGCGUGUAACCUCUGCUGCGCUCGCUGAUCAACUAUCGUCUUCCACAGCACAUGAAGCAACGUCAAUGGAUGCCAAUACAGUGGAAGGUCGAAGCAAGUCACCUAGAGACAUAGAUGUAGCGAGAGGCUCAGACCAUUUGAAGCCUAUUGACGUCGACUCUUUUCAAACAAAUCGUUUCUCGAAUAAAUCUACUAAAGAACCCAACCGAGCCAACUUCAGCAGCGUGUCUGUAGAAAGCGACGACUGCGUAGCCAAAAUUGAUUUCCAGGGCUUUCAGGAAGAUAAAGAGCGUUCUCUUGUAUGCCAUGAUACGGUUCUACUUUAUUGCACAUCACUAGAUGAAGAUUGUCUAGAACAGGUUUUGAGCCGUGUGAAUUCCCCACUAAGUAUAGCUUGUAAUUCAAGUGCAGAUCCGAAAAUGUUCCAAGCAACACCAGAUCUACUAUUAGGCAAUAUUCUGACGCCAAAACACACAAAUUUCCCCACGUAUGACUUAGGCAAUCUCACAAAUGACAGUUUAGGCUGUUUGCUUGAAAACAGUCCUUGUCUCUUCGGUUCGCCAUAUGAAGCGGAGAAUAAGGAAAACAGUAUUGCAACUGUUACCACGCCAGGUAGUGAAGAAUACACAUAUGCUCUGCGGAGGAGACUCGGUAUACUGCCUCAUGAUACACCCGAAAGACUCGAUUGUAAUACGCAAUAUUCGCCACAAAGUGAGGGAGUGGACAGGAGAAGAACAAUAUUGCCUCCAUCUUUAUUGGAAAGACUCAAAAAAAGAUCACAUAGAAUAUAAUUGUUGUGUAAUCGCAUAUCAUUCCAUUUGUAAAAACGAGAUUAGCAGUUUUUCAACAGGUCGAAAUUGAGUAAAUUGAUUAAUGUAUUUCCUAAGUUGUGUUUGCAAUGCUCAUGAUAUUUUCUUUCAGUGAUGCAUUUUUUGAAGAUUUUUUGAAGAGCAUGACCAAUAGAGGAAGUUGACUAUAAGGAGCUGUAGUUGAUAUUCCCCUUAAAAAAAAUGAAAAUCUACCAAAAGUACAUGCAUACCGAUUCAAAUCUAAGAAACUAAUAUCUUUAAACAAUUAUUUAUAUAGUUCUUUUCUAGGAAAUAUUCCAAUCUACUGCAUUAUUGUUUUCAUUUUUGUAAUUCUUGUCAACCAAAAAUUGUAAAUACAGUAUUUUCUUAAUUUUGCUGAUUUCAGAAAAUAUUAAAGAAGCUUUGGCUUCAACAAUCUAGGCCAAAGUUCUAGGGCUGGAAGCAUUUUUUUUAAAAAAGAGGAUAUGCUGGUUUGAAUUUGUCCCCUUACUUAGAUCAGGUGAUAAGAAUAAAGGUGUUUUCAAGUUCGCUUUGAGAACAAAAAAAUACAGAAAACCUUUGCACGUUGCCUUGGGGGUACUUAUCGGUGAAACCUUUGCGGUUAAGCCCAAGGGGAAGGGUAGUCGCCUAUCUACUGUGCUCAAGGGGGUGUCCAGGUCUCAUUUGCCGGCUUAGUUGCCUAGCUAUAUUUUAUGUGCCGAAAAAUUGGAAAUUUCGCUGAAGAAUCACCCCCGAGAUUGCAAAAACUCUCCGAUUUUGAAACACAACUUUUUACGAAGGGGUUGUUACAUCUGCAAACUGAGGUCUUGAUUACUCAGGUCUGUCUGUUAUAAAAAGUGCAGUUAAAAAUGUUUUUUAAAAAACCAGUUUUUACAGCAAUAUAGUAUUGAAUUAAGACAUUACAUAGAAGGAGAGUAUGACGAAUGAAUAUGGCGCGAAAUUCAUUCGUCAUCAUUCAUGGUUUCGGUUGAAAACAUAAUUGAACGAUUAUUGAUUUUGGCCCAAAGGCCCAAAGUUAUUUAUUGAUUUUGGCUCAAUAUUUU
Molecule: messenger RNA, 4501 nt
Organism: Rhopilema esculentum
Lineage: Eukaryota; Metazoa; Cnidaria; Scyphozoa; Rhizostomeae; Rhizostomatidae
Molecular function (GO): 5'-flap endonuclease activity; four-way junction DNA binding
Source: RefSeq, a predicted model, not a curated record